GCCAGACCUUAACAACCCGGGGCUAAGAUCGGUGUGAAGAGGAACAGCCAGAGACGCGGCGACAGCGCCAGGCGCACGGGAAGUGCAGGGGACGCGCCCGCCCGCCUCUGCUGCCGCGCCCUUGACCUCUAGCUUUAGCUGGGACCUGAGCGCGGGAGUAAUUGAAAAACCCAUGGACUGAGAAACAACAGAGGAAACCUGUGGUCUCGUACUUGGUCCUUCCGCCGUCUCCCUCAUUCGCUCCAUGCCCGAGAGCUGCGCUCUCCAGCCUGGGUAGGACAGCCAUGGAGGAGCCGGGCGCUCACUGCGCUCCUCCGCCGCCUGCGGGCUCCCUGACUGAGGUUCUGCUCGCCAACCUCUCCACUGCUCGCUCCCACAACUGCAGUGCCGAAGGCUACAUUUACCAGGACUCUAUCGCCCUGCCCUGGAAAGUGCUGCUGGUCAUCCUGUUGUCGCUGAUCACCUUGGCCACCACGCUUUCCAAUGCCUUCGUGAUCGCCACUGUGUACCGGACCCGGAAGCUGCACACCCCAGCCAACUACCUGAUCGCCUCCUUGGCAGUCACCGACCUGCUCGUGUCCAUCCUGGUGAUGCCCAUCAGCACCAUGUACACUGUCACCGGACGCUGGACUCUGGGCCAGGUGGUCUGCGACUUCUGGCUGUCGUCGGACAUCACCUGUUGCACUGCUUCCAUCCUGCAUCUCUGUGUCAUCGCCCUGGACCGCUACUGGGCCAUCACCGACGCCGUGGAGUACUCAGCCAAAAGGACUCCCAAGAGAGCAGCGGUCAUGAUCGUGCUGGUCUGGGUCUUCUCCAUCUCCAUCUCUCUGCCACCAUUCUUCUGGCGCCAGGCCAAAGCCGAGGAGGAGGUGUCGGACUGCGUGGUGAACACAGAUCACAUCCUCUACACUGUCUACUCCACGGUGGGCGCGUUCUACUUCCCCACCCUGCUCCUCAUCGCCCUCUACGGCCGCAUCUAUGUGGAAGCCCGCUCCCGGAUUUUGAAACAGACGCCCAACAGGACCGGCAAGCGCCUGACUCGAGCCCAACUGAUAACCGACUCCCCCGGGUCCACAUCCUCGGUUACCUCCAUUAACUCGCGGGCUCUCGAUGCGCCCAGCGAAUCCGGGUCUCCUGUGUACGUGAACCAAGUGAAAGUGAGAGUCUCUGACGCCCUGCUGGAAAAGAAGAAACUCAUGGCCGCUAGGGAGCGCAAAGCCACCAAGACCUUGGGGAUCAUUUUGGGAGCGUUUAUUGUGUGCUGGCUGCCCUUCUUCAUCAUCUCCCUGGUCAUGCCUAUAUGCCAGGAUGCCUGUUGGUUCCACCUGGCCAUCUUUGACUUCUUCACGUGGCUAGGUUAUCUCAACUCCCUCAUCAACCCCAUCAUCUAUACCAUGUCCAAUGAGGACUUCAAACAAGCGUUCCAUAAACUGAUCCGCUUUAAGUGCACAAGUUGACUUAUCAUUUGCAGUUGGGUCGCCUAGGUGGCCUUUGGGGACCAUUUGGGGUCUGGUCCCACAGGUAGGUCGACUCUUCUUUCACUGUUACUGGGUCAGAAGGAGGCUCUCCAGGGCAAAGGCAAUGGAUCCUGAGAAGCCAGGACAGCCCAAAGAGAGCACUGAGAGCAGAGCUGCUCCAACUAAAGGUAGAGCUUCCCUGAGAAGGUAGAGGCUCACUUCCUCCUCUACCCCCAGGCUCGCACCGACCCUGCUGCAACCAGUCCAGCGGAAGGUUGCAACUUUUUUUUUCCCCCAAAGUUGAUGGAAAGGUGAUCUUUGGCCUGCUUUGGUGUCAUGGAUGAUGCCCUCUAGAACCAGUGGUACUUAGUUGUCUGAAAGGCUGUCUGAGACAGAUCUACAUACAGCCUGGCAGUACUUGAACUAGACCUUUAAUACCUGGUGUUUUGGGGAGAACUUUG
Molecule: messenger RNA, 1918 nt
Organism: Orycteropus afer afer
Lineage: Eukaryota; Metazoa; Chordata; Mammalia; Tubulidentata; Orycteropodidae
Gene: HTR1B
Product: 5-hydroxytryptamine receptor 1B
Biological process (GO): adenylate cyclase-activating adrenergic receptor signaling pathway; bone remodeling; regulation of behavior
Cellular component (GO): plasma membrane
Molecular function (GO): G protein-coupled serotonin receptor activity
Source: RefSeq, a predicted model, not a curated record